Drosophila ananassae is the source of this 1493-nucleotide messenger RNA. RefSeq names its product succinate--CoA ligase [ADP/GDP-forming] subunit alpha, mitochondrial (gene Scsalpha2). Gene Ontology annotation, biological process: tricarboxylic acid cycle. The record is from RefSeq and is a predicted model, not a curated record. Gene Ontology annotation, cellular component: succinate-CoA ligase complex (ADP-forming); mitochondrion. NCBI's taxonomy places the organism in Eukaryota, Metazoa, Arthropoda, Insecta, Diptera, Drosophilidae. Bases 273 to 1343 code for a protein of 356 amino acids. Gene Ontology annotation, molecular function: succinate-CoA ligase (GDP-forming) activity; succinate-CoA ligase (ADP-forming) activity. The transcript has a single exon.
UCGAGAUAGAAACCCCAAGCGCCCCAAGUAGAGCUCAGCAAACCGUGCCCCACCAGUCCAAGUCAGAAUCCUUCAAUCCGAAUACCACAUCAAUCCCUUCCGUUGGGGGAAACACUUUCGGUUACCGUUUCGAUCGUUCGACUCAAAAUCAGGCCCCAAAAAAUAAAAGCUGAAUCAGAAACAGAAUCAGAAUCAGAAUCCACCAUCCACUAUAGCUAUAACUAAACGAGCCCAAGUCCGUAAACAAAAUCCGAGAGUAGACGAGAGUCGCCAUGUCGCUGGGAUUGAAGAGGUCCUUGUUGUGGGUCGUUGCCCCCUGGCGUGUCUGUGUCCCGGCCGCAUCCUGGCAUCCGCUCCAUCUUCAGCAGUGUCGCCACGCCGCAAAGUCCAGCUACGACAAGACGGUCUGCAAUCUGAAAGUGAACAAGGACACCAAGGUCAUGGUCCAGGGCUUCACCGGCAAACAGGCCACAUUCCACUCCAAGGAGUCGAUCAAGUAUGGCACCAAGAUCGUCGGCGGCGUCUCACCAAACAAGGGCGGCACCCAGCACCUGGACAAGCCGGUCUUCAAGGACGUGGCGGAGGCCGUUAAGGAACUGAAACCGGAUGCCACCGUCAUCUUCAUACCGCCACCGUCGGCCGCCGAGGGUAUUUGUGCGGCGAUCGAGAAUGAGAUUGGACUCAUUGUGGCCAUUACGGAGGGCAUACCCCAGGUGGACAUGGUCCGGAUCAUGCAGAUGCUGCGCUGCCAGGAGAAGUCUCGCCUUUUGGGGCCCAACUGUCCGGGUCUGAUAUCGCCGGAUCAGUGCAAGAUCGGCAUCAUGCCCGGCCACAUCCAUAAGCGUGGCUGUGUGGGAAUUGUCUCCCGAUCCGGAACACUCACCUACGAGGCCGUCCAUCAGACCACCGGGGUGGGUCUCGGCCAGGCACUGUGCAUCGGAUGUGGCGGUGAUCCCUUCAACGGGACCAGCUUCAUCGACGCCCUGCGCAUCUUCCUGCCGGACAAGGAGGUCAAGGGCAUCAUUCUGAUCGGUGAGAUUGGCGGCACCGCCGAGGAGGAGGCCGCCGACUAUCUGAUGGCCAAUAAUACGGGCUGUGAGGCUAAGCCCGUGGUGGCAUUCAUAGCCGGACAGACGGCGCCACCUGGUCGCCGGAUGGGACAUGCCGGUGCCAUCAUAUCGGGGGGCAAGGGGGCGGCCAGUGACAAGGUCAAGGCGCUGGAGAAGGCCGGCGUCAAGGUGGCCACCAAUCCGUGCCACAUGGGCAUCACACUCUACAACGAGAUGGUGCGCCUCAAACUGGUCCCCAAACUGGAGAAAAAGGACAAAAAGGACAAGAAAUAGGACGAAUCGUCCUAGGAAUGUUGCCAAUUGGAGAGGUGGGGAGGUGUUGCCAAAUGGAGGGAAUGGAGUUGAACCAAAAGUUUUGAGACACGAAUACUAUAAUGUUCUAAACCGUAUUGAUGAUCCAUUAAAAUGAUUGAAAGUAACUGA